AUGCGCUACGUGCACGACGAGAUUGGCCUUCUUCCAGGAAGUCAACUGCCGACUGAUGCUUGCAUGAUGUUGACUCUGGUGGAGGCUUGGAAGUCUAUUGGUGGAUCAGAGCGUGCUUACGAGGACGAAAGCAUGGAAAUAAUAGGGCACACCGUUAAGCAUACUUGUUGGCAAUAUGCAGGACUUGUGGUCAUACCAGCCGGUAGGAUUAUACAAGGCAAGGAAGCUUGCCGCCGCAUCGGGGUAUUCCUGUUUUCAGAUCAAGUUAAGGGUGCGUGGACCUUCUUGACCCCGUUCGAUAUAGGUUUAUCGGCGGAAGAGGACACCACGCUGGUGGAACAGUCCUCAGCAGUAGCAUACUCCUGCGAUGCUUCGGAUACUCCCACAGCCUCGACGAUCGAGGAGACCAAGAUGUACGGCUCAUACUUCGAUCCGAGGGACAUUCCAGCCGCUCAGUUCAGUGUCAAACUUAUAAUCACACUCCUGGCCGAGCCCAAGGCGGACGAGCUCUGCGCUUCGAGAUUCCACUCUGAAUGA
Messenger RNA from Diaporthe citri, 537 nucleotides. RefSeq lists its product as uncharacterized. The record is from RefSeq and is a predicted model, not a curated record. Bases 1 to 537 code for a protein of 178 amino acids. Lineage: Eukaryota; Fungi; Ascomycota; Sordariomycetes; Diaporthales; Diaporthaceae. The transcript has 2 exons.